Panicum hallii is the source of this 2133-nucleotide messenger RNA. RefSeq names its product probable alkaline/neutral invertase F. The transcript has 5 exons. The coding region runs from base 120 to 1820 and encodes 566 amino acids. NCBI's taxonomy places the organism in Eukaryota, Viridiplantae, Streptophyta, Magnoliopsida, Poales, Poaceae. The record is from RefSeq and is a predicted model, not a curated record. Gene Ontology annotation, biological process: sucrose catabolic process. Gene Ontology annotation, molecular function: sucrose alpha-glucosidase activity; endo-alpha-N-acetylgalactosaminidase activity.
CGCCUCUCUUCCCUCCUCCCUCCCUCGAGGCCUCAACCACUCGGGAGGUCUCUGGAGGAAGAAGGCAAGAAGCUCAAGCAACUAGAGCUUUCUCUUUCGGAAACUAGUGAACAAGAAAGAUGGUACUUUGUGCUGAACCUCCUUCCAAGUUAAAGAUACCAGAGAGUAAGAUCACAGAACUGGCAGAUGAUGCUAACCAUGAUUCGCCAAAACUUGAGAGAAGGACAAGGAUGCACCACAUUGAGCGGCACAGAUCAUGUGUUGUGACCUUAUCUGACAUGGAACUCAAUGAUUUGCAACCUCGUCGUCUGCUCCAGACCCUUGAGGUCUCCAAAAGCCCAGGAGCAGGAUCACAGUGCUCACUCCAUGAAGAAACCCCUACAGACGCUAAUGCAUCACACAGGCGUGCUAUUGCAGAUGCUGCUUGGGAAGCCCUUAAAAGGUCAAUAGUUUACUUCAGAGGCCAGCCAAUUGGGACUGUUGCUGCAAUAGAUAAGUCUCAAGGAGCGGCACUCAACUAUGACCAGGUUUUCAUGAGGGAUUUCAUUCCUAGUGCCUUGGCUUUUCUGAUGAAAGGAGAACACUUGAUAGUAAAGAAUUUUCUGGUAGAAACUGCCCACCUUCAGUCAAGAGAGAAGAUGGUUGACCUCUUUAAGCUUGGUCAGGGUGUGAUGCCUGCAAGCUUUAAGGUGCACCAUUGCAACCCUAACCUGAAGACGGAAAGUUUACUAGCUGAUUUUGGCGAAACUGCCAUCGGGAGGGUUGCUCCAGUAGAUUCUGGCUUAUGGUGGAUUAUUCUUCUUCGUGCUUACACCAGAUGGACAGGGGACAAUUCUCUGGCUGAAAGCCCUAACUGCCAAAGGGCCAUGCACCUUAUUCUCAGGCUGUGUCUCUCAGAGGGGUGUGAUACUUCUCCAGCCUUGCUUUGUGCCGAUGGCUGCUCCAUGAUAGACCGAAGAAUGGGUAUAUAUGGCUAUCCAAUUGAAAUCCAGGCUCUCUUUUUCAUGGCUAUGAGAUGUGCCCUAAGUAUGUUGAAACAAGAUUCUGAUGCUGACUUUGUGAACCACAUCACCAAAAGAAUCCAAGCUUUGAGCUACCAUCUGCACAGCUACUAUUGGCUUGAUUUCCAAAGACUCAAUGACAUAUACCGGUACAAGACUGAAGAGUACUCGCAGACAGCUUUGAACAAGUUCAAUGUGAUACCUGAAUCAAUACCUGAUUGGAUAUUUGACUUCAUGCCUAGCCGUGGUGGGUACUUCAUUGGCAAUGUUAGUCCUGCGAGGAUGGAUUUCCGCUGGUUUUGCCUGGGCAACUUCAUUGCAAUUCUGUCAUCAUUAGCAACUGGGGAACAGGCUGAAGCUAUACUGGAUCUUGUGGAGGAGCGCUGGGAAGAACUCAUCGGAGAGAUGCCACUCAAGAUCUGUUACCCUGCAAUGGAAAAUCAGGAAUGGCAGAUAGUCACUGGAUGCGACCCAAAGAACACCAGGUGGAGCUACCACAAUGGAGGCUCAUGGCCAGUGUUGCUGUGGCUGCUGGUGGCGGUGAGCGUGAAGCUGGGGCGCCCGCACCUGGCGAGGAGGGCGAUGGAGCUGAUGGAACGGCGGCUGGCGAAGGACGAGUUCCCCGAGUACUACGACGGCAAGGCGGGGCGGUACGUGGGGAAGCAGGCGCGCAAGUACCAGACGUGGUCCGUGGCUGGCUACCUGGUGGCCAAGAUGCUCCUGGACGACCCCUCCCACCUGCGGAUCAUCGCGCUGGAGGACGACGGCCACUCCCGCUCCCGGGCGCCCUGCCUCAAGCGCUCCAACUCCUGUCCGUGACCCCCGCCGCGGCAUACGCCUUCUUGCCCACGCCGAGACUGCGAUUACAGUCACAGUCUCAGGUUUCGUUCCUUCUGAUUCUGACCGAGGAUAGUGAAGGAGAGGAUGCAUACGCUGUUCAUGUGCUGUGCAUUGGCACACGUAGACAUAGUUAUGUUACGUAGAGAUGUUGGUGGCAGGAUGAGGAUAUACAAGAAUGUAAGUAGGUGCUCCUGGUUCUGCUGCGGUUGAUGCACGCAUCCAUUCGCUAGACAUGUAAACUGGUGGGGAUUUUGGUAGCUGAGGCUUGCAAUCCGGAUGCAGAACUCUAGCU